UCGAACACUCUUGGCGUCAAGGGGAAAGUUGUUUGCAUAGAUCACGUGACGACACCUAGUAGCUGGUUAUAGGAAUUGAUAUGAUUAAGAACUGUCACUUCAACUAUAUACAGAAAUUUGGCAAGCGGGAAAGUCUACUAUUGCCAAACAUGUCUGUAUUGGGCUGUAAAUUAUGUGGUUCAAAAGUGCAAAUCUGUUAUAUUUUCUCCUUUGAUAUGGAAAUCAGUGUAGCUAAUGGAGAAAAACGAAAAUUAAGGCUUAGCUGAUGCGAGUGAGAUUAAAUAUGGUUGUUUGACGAGUGCUUGUUUGAUAGUUCGUGUUAAUCAGUCAAAAAUAAACGAUUUGUGAUGGUUUGUGUACUGCUAAUAUUUGCCCCAUGUGGUACUAUAAGAUUUCAUAAAAGUUUGCAGACAGUUUCUUGUAUUUGUAAAAGCUCUUGUAAAUCUAUAAAAGAAUAGAUAAAUAUAUAUAAUCUAUCUUGUAUAUAUCUAUUCAAACCUUGAGUGUAAAAUCCAUUGCUGAUUAUUAUUUAUAUAAUUAUCACUGUAAAAGCUCUGUGAUUAAUGCAGGAUCAUUUUACUUUUUAUGUUACUCUUAAUUUCAUAAUUUAUUUCAUGAUUCAGUAUCAGUGAUGCUUACUUUUAUUUCGUAUUUACAAUGCCUGUCCAAGCACCGCAGUGGACAGAUUUCUUAUCCUGUCCUAUUUGUUAUAAUGAAUUUGAGUGUAACAUUCGUCGCCCUGUCAGUCUUGGCUGCGGCCAUACUAUGUGCAAAAGUUGCUUAUCGAAACUUCAGAGGAAACAGUGUCCAUUUGAUCAAACUGUUAUCAACAUUGACAUCAACCAGUUACCUGAAAACUAUGCUCUUUUGCAACUCGUUGGUGGGAAAGUGCCAGAUAAACCACCUUCAAUUAUUCCUUUGGUAUCCAAAGAAGAUUUCAAAUAUUAUUUAGAAACUAAAAAAUGUUUGGAAGAAUUAGCUUUAUUUCUGAAGUCACCUGUGGUUAAAUUGUUGAAUGCUGGUAAUUCGACCUGUGUUCAAAUACUGGUUAGCAGGCAAGCUGGUUGGAUAGGUGUUUUCAAGAUUUUUUCCUGUAUAACAUAAAUAAAAGCCAUAUUGUCUAAAAAAAUUGCUUUACAAAGCAGUUUUUCCCUUAGCUAGGUAGCCCUGUUAUGCCUUGCUAUACUGUAAAUUAUCCCAUAUUUUUAUAGGUCUUAUUUUUCUUAUACGAGUUAUUUAAGCAUUGACAUUUGGGGGGGGGAGAUACCCUGGAUAAAUCAUUUAUAUGAAUUCAGGUCUGGACUGGAGGCCUUGCCGUUGUUUUUUAACCUCAGUUUGUUAUGUAUUUCGUCUGUUUGUUUAAAAAUAAAACAGCCCACAUUCCUGUGCUAAAAAUUAUAAUUUAUUUUACUUUGAUUGAAUUUAAUUGUUUUGGUAGCCAUACACUCAUUAUCUAAAACUUGUUAUUAAUAUUGAAGAAAUAAAAAAUGUUUUUUC
Messenger RNA from Stegodyphus dumicola, 1497 nucleotides. RefSeq lists its product as uncharacterized. Gene Ontology annotation, molecular function: RNA stem-loop binding; double-stranded RNA binding; mRNA binding. The record is from RefSeq and is a predicted model, not a curated record. Lineage: Eukaryota; Metazoa; Arthropoda; Arachnida; Araneae; Eresidae. Gene Ontology annotation, biological process: protein polyubiquitination; ubiquitin-dependent protein catabolic process; nuclear-transcribed mRNA catabolic process, deadenylation-dependent decay. Gene Ontology annotation, cellular component: cytoplasmic stress granule.